This is a messenger RNA of Onthophagus taurus, 1352 nucleotides long. RefSeq names its product transmembrane protein 222. NCBI's taxonomy places the organism in Eukaryota, Metazoa, Arthropoda, Insecta, Coleoptera, Scarabaeidae. The record is from RefSeq and is a predicted model, not a curated record.
AUAAUAAAACAAAAAUCAAAUUUUCUACAAAUCAAAAGUUAAGUUCUGGUAGGUUUUUCGUUUUCGGAGGUAAAAUUUGUUGUUAGCUACCACUAGUCUAGGAUAGCUAUUUGUUUCUAAGAAAAACUGAUUUCCUACAAUUAAAUUGAACUACUGCACGUAAAAGUGAUUAAAUCUCAAAUAAUACAUUAAUAAUCCAGAUAUCAGCAACCUAACCUAAAACACAGAAAUGUGUCAGUGGAGAUCCCGCGCCAAAACUGAUUUUUGUGCGCCUGUGAAUUGUGUUAAAUAAUACCUACGUUAAAAAAUACAUAACUUUUGUUCAAUAAUGGUUGGAAUGGGAAAGCCGUACAUGCCUUACGAAGAAAAACAAAUAGUUGAUUUUAUAAUUGAUCAUCAAGGAUGUGCGCGAUUAAAAGGUGCUGUUUUUUGGCAAGAAAUGGAAUCGCACAUAAGUGAUCGUACGUGGCAGUCGUUAAAAGAACAUUUUCGUAAAAAAAUCUAUCCAAACAUACAUUUUCCACGGUUUGGUUUGACCAGUGAACAAAUUAGUGAGAUACGAAUGUGUUAUAACAAGAAACGAAAAACGAAUCAAAAUAUAACAGAUCACCCACAUGCGCUACCGGACUUUUAUGACGAUGAUAUUAAAUAACUUUUAAAAUUUAAAAGGAAAUUAAGAUUUAAAAGAUGUACAACACCAUCUAUAAUUUUCAAUGUCAAACUAUUUGACAACUGGUAAAUCAAUAAAAAAUAACCUAAAAGUGUUUCAAUAAAAUUUUAAAUGUAUCAAGAAAAAUAUCGUUAAUACGUUUAUAAAUGAUUUCCGAUCCGGAUUUAGCCCCAGUCAUGGAUUUUAAUAAAGACAGAUACCCCUAUUGCAUAGUAUGGACACCAAUUCCUAUUCUUACCUGGCUCUUCCCCAUGAUCGGUCACAUGGGAGUAUGCAUGUCAUCGGGUGUCAUUCGAGAUUUUGCCGGACCAUACCAUGUAUCGGAAGACAAUAUGGCUUUUGGUCGACCAACAAAAUACUGGCAAUUAACUCCAUCGAAAGCAAGGGGUGGUCCAUCAGGUUGGGAUGAAGCAGUUUUAGAAGCUUCUGAUAUAUAUAAAGGACGAAUGCACAAUUUGUGUUGUGAUAAUUGUCAUUCUCAUGUUGCUACAGCAUUAAAUUUAAUGCGUUAUGAUAACUCUAUGAGUUGGAAUAUGGUUAAAUUAUGUAUUAUGUGUUUAAUUUAUGGGAAAUAUGUUGGAUUUGGGGGAUUUUUGAAGACUUGGUUGCCGUUUUUAAUAAUUGUAUCGAUUAUUAUCGUGAUUGCUUUAACUGUAAAAUAAAUGUUUUGAUUACAUUACAA